Messenger RNA from Hippocampus zosterae (dwarf seahorse), 1456 nucleotides. It is a transcript of the gene cenpk, whose product is annotated as centromere protein K. The coding region runs from base 109 to 903 and encodes 264 amino acids. Gene Ontology annotation, biological process: mitotic sister chromatid segregation; kinetochore assembly. The record is from RefSeq and is a predicted model, not a curated record. Gene Ontology annotation, cellular component: nucleus. Lineage: Eukaryota; Metazoa; Chordata; Actinopteri; Syngnathiformes; Syngnathidae. The transcript has 10 exons.
UUUGCACUUACACUGUCGCGUUUAUGACAUCAUCAAUGUUGGCGGCAUUUUGAAAAAGAAGCGUUUUGUUCCGUACUGUUUACUUUAGUCAGUUCAGCUUAAUCAGAAAUGGAUGACGUUAAACAGGGCAACCAGGCUCUAACGGAAUUGUCAGAAGCUGCCCAGGUGGAGCUAGUGAACCAAUGUGAGCAACAGUUUGCUCAGCUCGAUAAGCUUCAAAACAAGAUCAUUCUAUGUGAGCCAGACCAAUGUGAAAAUACUCAAGCGCAGUCUGUUAAUCAGCUGUUAGCAACCGAAGCGGAAAUGAAGCAGUGGCUUACAGUGGAACCGAGGCUGCUGGCAGAAAACUCUGAAGUGUUACUGAAAGCUGGAAAAGAGGAGAUGCUCAAGCUAUGCUCUGAACUUGAGAUGGUUCUCUCUUGCUAUGAAGCAAAGCGGGACAAUCUGCGAGAAACGAAAGAACUUGAACAAAAGUGGUUGGAGGAAAAAGGACAGGUGCUAAGUGCUGCCACUGAGCAUGCUAAGCGACUACAAGAACAAAGUGAGAAAUUAUCCGAUCACAGUGUUCUUCUGGAAACCAAGGACAAGAUCAAUAAAAUGAAAGACUACAAGGAAAAGCUGGUGGAGUCUCUGGGAUACAUCCUAGAAAAAUAUGUUCCUCCUCCAUGCGAUGACCUCAAAACAAACAAGAAGAACAUUCCAAAUGAUGUAAAUGAAGACUUCAUUUCCCUUAAUGAUAUUCUGGAGGCACUCAUGAACAAGGUCCUGACCACGCCACAUGACCCGUAUGUGGCAAUAGACUCCACUCUGUGGCCACCGUAUGUAGAGAUGCUGCUCCGCCAUGGUAUCGCUGUAAGACAUCGGGAGAAUAACUUCAAGUUUCGCCUGGAAACUUUUUUCUGAAGCUGUGGUGUAUUUUGCGUUAAUUAACUGGACCAAUCCUGAACCUGCUUUUCCUUGUCUUUCCUAAUUUAUAUUUAUGUUGCUUUAGUUGCAUGUAUACAAUUCUCAUAUGCCAAAAUGCCUUUGGUGGCACAGCCGCACAAUCUAUUGGAUCCAAUGAAAGUGUCUUUUUCAAAAACAAUACUGCAUGCUAAUUUUGAUGGCCAUUUUGAGCUGGAUAACAUUGGUCAACAGCAUUUUUUAAUCAGCGAAGGCUUUGUGUUCCUCAUUGUAUUUUUGACCUUUAUAUUAAAAAAGAAUCUGUAAUUUAUAGCUCUGACAUUUCAGAAGAAAAUUCCACCUUUUACUGAACUUAACCACUGAAUCAUAACUAUUACCAAAUAUUAUUACGAUUUUACAUAUUAUAUUAUUAUUCCUCCAUCCACCAUUAUCUGAACCACUUCAUUGUCACGAAGGUCACGGGCAUAUUGAAGCCUCUGUCAAAUCUCCUAGAUAGGCUCCAACAUGCCCGCUUCGCUUGGCCAUUUGCAAUAAAGCUUGUUCUGUGUUGGCG